AAUUAUUCAAUUUUCUAGAUUUGCCGAUCGUGCUCUCAUCUUCAACCCAUUUUCUGAUUUCGAUCGAUACUUCUCGUAGCGUACGUUGUUUGACAGCUGAAAUUCUGUAUUACUUUAUAAUAAUUUACUAUAAAAACCUUAUUACAAAAUGUCAAUCUCAAAAAUUAUUGCACGUUCAAUAUUUGACUCUAGAGGCAACCCUACUGUUGAAGUUGAUUUAUUUACUCAAGAUGGACAAAUUCACAGAGCAGCUGUACCAUCAGGUGCUAGCACAGGUAUCUAUGAAGCUUUGGAACUCCGUGACAAUGAUAAAUCCAAUUAUCUCGGAAAAGGUGUUAACACAGCUGUUAACAACAUCAACUCAAUAAUUGCACCUGCCUUAAUUAAAGCUGGUAUUGAUGUUGUGGAUCAAAAAGCUGUUGACAAUUUCAUGAUCCAAUUGGAUGGAACACCUAAUAAAUCUAAACUUGGCGCAAAUGCUAUCUUAGGAGUUUCUUUAGCUAUUGCUAAAGCAGGUGCUGCAAAAAAAAAUGUACCCCUCUACAGACAUUUAGCUGAUUUAGCUGGAAAUAAAAACAUAAUUUUGCCUGUUCCAGCUUUUAAUGUCAUCAAUGGUGGAUCCCAUGCUGGUAAUAAAUUGGCCAUGCAAGAAUUUAUGAUUCUCCCAACUGGUGCUAGUUCCUUUAGUGAAGCAAUGAAAAUUGGAGCUGAAGUAUACCACAAUCUAAAAAAUGUUAUUAAAGCUAAAUUUGGUUUAGAUGCUACUGCUGUUGGUGAUGAAGGUGGUUUUGCUCCCAAUAUUUUAGAAAACAAAGAAGGUUUGCGUUUGAUUGAAACUGCUAUUGAAAAAGCUGGAUAUAAAGGAAAAGUUGAAAUCGGAAUGGAUGUAGCUGCUUCAGAAUUCUAUGUCGAUGGGAAAUAUGAUUUGGACUUUAAGAACAAAUCGGACUCCAAAGAUAAAAAUCAGAUUAUAUCUACUGAACAAUUGACUGACCUUUAUAAGGAAUUUAUCAAAGAAUAUCCAAUUGUAUCUAUUGAAGAUCCAUUCGAUCAAGAUCAUUGGGAUGCUUGGUCAUCACUUACUGGCUCUACGAACAUACAGAUUGUUGGUGAUGAUUUAACUGUAACAAAUCCAAAACGUAUUGCUGAGGCUGUUGAAAAGAAAGCUUGUAACUGUUUAUUGUUGAAAGUAAAUCAAAUUGGAACUGUCACUGAAUCAAUUGAUGCUCACUUGUUAGCUAAGAAAAAUGGAUGGGGUACUAUGGUGUCACAUCGUUCAGGUGAAACAGAAGAUACUUUUAUUGCUGACCUUGUUGUUGGUUUAAGCACUGGACAAAUAAAAACUGGUGCUCCAUGUCGUUCUGAACGUUUGGCUAAGUACAACCAAAUUCUUCGUAUUGAAGAAGAGCUUGGUAGUAAUGCUAAGUUUGCUGGAAAAAAUUUCCGUUGUCCUCAAUAGACUACGAUGUACUUGCACAAUAGUGAGCAAAUUUAAUAAUUCUGAGCAAGAAAAAUGUUUCAAUAAAGAAACUUGUUACUUUAUCAUUCAAUUAAAAAAUAACUAAUUUUUAAUAGUUGUUCCUGUAAGUUUAUUUUUCAGUCAGUCAAUAAUAGAGAAAAUUAGCUUGUCGUUACCUAUAUUUAAAACUUGAUUGUUUAAAUAUUAAUGCUAGCAUAUUUGUAAUGUUAUUUUUGUUUUGUUGAAUGCCAAUGAAUCUGAAAAACUAUAAAUUAGAUUGUAUAUUAUACUAUUGUUUUUUUUUUAAAUAAAAUAUUUUACUUGAUCAGUA
This is a messenger RNA of Daktulosphaira vitifoliae (grape phylloxera), 1790 nucleotides long. It is a transcript of the gene Eno, whose product is annotated as enolase. The transcript is spliced from 9 exons. Gene Ontology annotation, molecular function: phosphopyruvate hydratase activity; magnesium ion binding. Gene Ontology annotation, cellular component: phosphopyruvate hydratase complex. The coding region runs from base 149 to 1459 and encodes 436 amino acids. NCBI's taxonomy places the organism in Eukaryota, Metazoa, Arthropoda, Insecta, Hemiptera, Phylloxeridae. The record is from RefSeq and is a predicted model, not a curated record. Gene Ontology annotation, biological process: glycolytic process.